Messenger RNA from Perca flavescens (yellow perch), 2508 nucleotides. It is a transcript of the gene gtpbp2b, whose product is annotated as GTP binding protein 2b. The record is from RefSeq and is a predicted model, not a curated record. Lineage: Eukaryota; Metazoa; Chordata; Actinopteri; Perciformes; Percidae. The coding region runs from base 173 to 2026 and encodes 617 amino acids. Gene Ontology annotation, biological process: translational elongation. Gene Ontology annotation, molecular function: translation elongation factor activity; GTPase activity; GTP binding. The transcript is spliced from 12 exons.
UGUUGAGCGGAGCCAAGUUGACGGUGUUUGUGAUGCUGAGGAGAGAGCAUCCUCCGCGGCAGGUCUCCACACAGGCAGGCCGUGUGUUUAGGGACAUGUGAUGUCUUUAUUAUUGGUAUUACACGUUAUUUUAUCACCGUGAGUUUGAACCGUUUUCAUCCUGAGCUCAGCGAUGGGGGGUUUCUCCGAGAGUGGUGCAGUGUCGCCCGGACACAGCAGACACGGACAGGGCUCUGGCUCCGGCAAUAACGGCAAGAAAACGUCGAAAAAGUCGCGAACGAAAAGAGGCAAACGAGGCAGGAAAAGGAGGAAUAAAAAGAACAGGAACAACAGAACACCGCCGCCGUAUUUCCCACCGGAGGCUGAAGAAGGAAACAUAGAGUACAAGCUGAAGCUGGUGAAUCCCACCCAGUAUCGUUUCGAGCACCUGGCCACCCAGCUGAAGUGGCGUCUGCAGGAGGGCCGUGGUGAGGCAGUGUACCAGAUCGGCGUGGAGGACAACGGCCUGCUGGUCGGCCUGACCGACGCCGACAUGAAGGCCUCGCUCAGGACCUUAAAGAGGAUGGCAGAGAAAGUGGGUGCUGACAUCACCCUCCUCCGAGAGAGGGAGGUGGACUACGACCUGGACAGAAACACGCGCAAAAUCGCUGAAGUCCUGGUUCGGAAAGUUCCCGAUGAUCAGCAGUUCCUGGACCUGAGGGUGGCGGUCCUGGGGAACGUGGACUCGGGGAAGUCGACCCUGCUGGGCGUCCUGACGCAGGGCGAGCUGGACAACGGGCGCGGCCGGGCGCGCCUCAACCUCUUCAGACACCUGCACGAGAUCCAGACAGGACGCACGUCCAGCAUCAGCUUUGAGAUCCUGGGCUUCAACAGCAAAGGAGAGGUGGUGAACUACAGCGAGUCUCGGACGGCCGAGGAGAUCUGCGAGAGCUCCUCCAAGAUGAUCACCUUCAUCGACCUGGCCGGACACCACAAGUACCUGAAGACGACCAUCUUCGGCCUCACCAGCUACUGCCCCGACUUCGCCAUGCUGGUGGUCAGCGCCAACACCGGCAUCGCCGGUACGACCCGGGAGCACCUGGGCCUGGCCAUGGCGCUCAAAGUCCCCAUCUUCAUCGUGGUCAGCAAAGUGGACCUGUGCUCCCGCGGCACCGUGGACCGAACGGUGCGCCAGCUGGAGCGCGUCCUGAAGCAGCCGGGCUGCAACAAGGUGCCCAUGGUAGUGUCCACGCCGGACGACGCCGUGACCGCCGCGCAGCAGUUCGCCCAGUCCGCCUGCAUCACGCCUAUCUUCACCCUGUCCAGUGUGUCUGGAGAGAGUCUGGACCUGCUGAAGGUUUUCUUGAACAUCCUCCCUCCGCUGAGCAACAGCAAGGAGCAGGAGGAGCUGAUGCAGCAGCUCACCGAGUUCCAGGUGGAUGAGAUCUACUCUGUUCCUGACGUGGGGACCGUGGUAGGAGGAACCCUGUACAGCGGUGUGUGUAGGGAGGGUGAGAGGCUGGUGGUGGGUCCGACUGAUGAAGGCCGGUUCCUGCGUCUGAAGGUGGGCAGCAUCCAGAGGAACCGCUCGGCCUGCCGGGUGCUGAGGGCCGGCCAGGCCGCCACGCUCGCCCUGGGCACCUUCAACCGCUCGCUGCUGCGCAAGGGCAUGGUGAUGGUCAGUCCCAAGAUGAACCCGACCAUCUGCUGUCAGUUUGAAGCCGCCAUCGUGCUGCUCUUCCACGCCAAGACCUUCCGCCGCGGCUCGCAGGUCACCGUGCACGUGGGCAACGUGCGGCAGACGGCCACGGCCGAGUGCCUCCACGGCAAGGUCGGUUCACAGAGCUCACCGGACGGGCUGCGUGCCGGUGAGCAUGCCGUGGUGCGUUUCUGCUUCAUCAAGCACCCCGAGUACCUGCGUCUGGGCGCCAAGCUGCUGUUCCGGGAGGGCGUGACCAAAGGCAUCGGCCACGUCACGCGCCUGCUGCCCCCGUCCCAGAACCAAGACCAGAACCAGAACCACGACCAGAACCAGCAGGAGCACUGAACCCCUCCCAGAGUAGGGCUGGGAACACACGCACGACAAAAAACCCAACACCAGAUACAUCCGGCCGUUCUCGAGAAACGAUCCCUACUUGGAAUCGUUUCAAAAAUUACGAUUUCAUCAGAAUCGUUUGGAGGAUUUAGUUUAUAAUCUGAUCACCGCUUCCCAAUUUAACAUGCGCAAGUUUGGGUUUCCGUAGUGACCAGGUGCUUGUUGUGUUGCAGCCUUGGAGAGCAGUAAGCGGAGCUCUAGUGUGGAUUUAUUUUACGUUGAAAAAGCCCCGUCAAACUGCAACCCACCUUUGAAUCAAAAUAAAACGUUCCUCUUGUUGGUGAAAUAAGCACGUGACCCGUUUCAACGCAAACAAAAAUCCAAACGAUGCCCAACCCUAGGGUUGACCAUCGGUGCUUUCACUAAAUAUUUGCCACGUUUAAGCGUAACUCUCGCCAAAAUGCAUCCUAGGGUCUUUUUGUGAAUGUACCCAG